Messenger RNA from Leptidea sinapis, 3732 nucleotides. Its product is annotated as nuclease SbcCD subunit C-like. Lineage: Eukaryota; Metazoa; Arthropoda; Insecta; Lepidoptera; Pieridae. Bases 1 to 3732 code for a protein of 1243 amino acids. The record is from RefSeq and is a predicted model, not a curated record. The transcript is spliced from 10 exons.
AUGAAUUUUGAAGCUACAAAUGCAAAUUGUCUUAUUUGUGUUUGCUCUGUUGAGGGUAAAGACGAAUUUUGUAGUAAAAGACCAGCUAAAAAUGUUAACGAAUGCAUUAGGAUGGCAACUAUUCAUGAAGACAUGCAGAAGAACAUAUUAUUCACCCACAAGAAGUCUUUUCCCUUCAGAAUUCGCCGAGACUAUAUCUGGCAUAAAGACGAGAUACCAUUACCAUCAAAAGCGAAAUGCCUUCGCGGCAGCUCCUACUACAGCAACAGUUAUAACGUCAAUGACACAGACAUUGAUCUACCCUCGGAUGUUGAAUCCAUCCUUGAUUACCAAGAGAAAGAUAUUUGUUUCUUCUGCGUAUGCGCACUUGAUGGCAAAGCAACGGACUGCAUUUCCCGCGAGCCAUGGUUCUGUGAAUAUUAUAGAAUCCUCAGGGAUCCCGCAGAGAUGAGGAACCGUUAUACUCAACUUUUUCAACAAGAUAGACCAGCUUACUUCAGGCAUUUUUCGUAUAGACUUCGAAGGACAAUGGAUGCCGCAAUUAACGAAUUGAUCGAUGGUAUGAAAUGGUUUAAAAGGAUUUUUAUCUUUAUGUUAGUGGGCGAAGAGGAGGAAUCUGAGAAUAGUUGUAUUCCGUUUGUAUCGCAGUAUUCGGAUUGUUCUGAAGCCAAUGCAUGCUCUGGAUGCAACCGAUGCACGUGCAAUGGCGAUGGAAAAUGGGCAUGUAAAGAAGUAAUCCAGUGCCCCAGCGACGGAGAAUUCGGUGAACCUGGUGAUGACAUUGUUGUUGAUAACCUGGAAGUGCUAUACUCUGAGGUAUUAGAAAAAGCAAAGAAGAGAGGUCUCGAGCUGGUGCCACCCCCACCACCGCGGACGGAAGAUGUACUCCUAGGUUACUUGAUUGCUCACGAAUGCACAAUUUUUUUAUUCUCAAAUAAUAAACCAACUUGUAGGACUCAGGUAAGCCUUGUUGCAACUUUAUUGAUAGACUACAAGAAAUUAAUAUUUGUUUUUGUUUUAGGAUCAUCAAAAUUCAGUAAAGAUUUCGAAAAAUAUGUAGCAUCUCGUGAAAAGAGAUCUUUGGAUGCUAAUAAUGUCCUAAAAGUUGCCAACAGUACUGUUAAAUUUCAUAACGCAGUAGACGAGAUAAAUAAAGAUACUUUGAAAAACAAUAACAAUUCAGGAACAAUUGAAGCAGCUAAAGUAAAUAAUUUAAAACGUCCAAUUCUUUCGAGAAGAACUGCUUUGGUUGAUAAUAUUAAUAAAUCAGAUUUGAACUCAUUACAUAUUGAAUUAAACCAAAAUCAAGAUUAUGAUCAUCAUAUUGCAGAAAAUAAGAUAGAUUCUCCAUCUCAUAUUGACGAUAAGCUAAAUUCAUUACAUAGUUACUAUUCAAACGAUGUUGUUAAGAACCAUUCAGAGAGCAGUAAAGAUGAGGAGUUAUCUAAACUUAUUGUCAAUGAACUUAAGAAAGGCACUGAAAUUAUUGGUGACACAAAAAUAACUCCUAUGUCUAAUAUAACUUUUACUUCAGAAAAUGAUACAAUCACAGCAAUGGCUUUUAUUGCUGGUAAUUUAUUAAAUAGGCUUUGGACCAUGGAAAAAGAUUCUACCGAUGCUUCUUUUGAGACUGAUUCUUUAAAACAUGAAAAAAUUAAUGAUCUGCUUAGUUUAUUCAAAGAACCUCUUAGUAUAAGGCAAGAAAACUUCUUGAAAAAUGCUCUUGAAAAGCUUUCUGUAACACUGAGUGAAAAUAAAAAUAGAAAUAAUGUUUCAAUUUGUGAAACAUAUCAGGUUAAUAGUGGUGAUAUGAAACAUGACCCUAAAAGUUCUAAUGGGACAACUGACUUCGAGACUAUUUAUAAAAACUGUAAUAUUAGUAAAGGGAAAGAAAGCAAUACAGAAAACAAAAUGUCUGAUAAUAUUCCAUCAGAAAUACAUUUGAGAUUAAAUAACGUGCUAAAUCUGAUAAACAAGUAUGAGAGUAUUGGACAAACUAUAAGUAGUCUUAAAGAGCAAACAAAUAUUACUAAUAAAGAAUUUUCUGAAGAUGAAAAGAAUUCAGUAAAUUUAUUUGCUAAGGUUUUAGAAAAGAUAACUAAACUCUUAGUCCCACGAAAAAGAUCAAAAAAAAUAUUGAAAAAUAUGAGAAAUCUAAAUCAGUUUGCGAGUAACUUAUCUUUGCCAAAUAAUAAAAAAUUAAACAGUUUGAUAGGAUUAGCAAAACUGUCGGUUACUGAAAAAGAUAAAAUAAUACAGGACUACAUUACCCAUAUCCAAAGCAAUCCUAAUUGUCUCCUUUCUAGAAUUGCAAAAGAUUUUGAAUUUCAGCCCGACGUACAAGGUGAUACAAUGGAUAAGCUAUCAGAAUUUUUAAAAAUAAGUUCUUCCAAAGAUUUGAGGAAAUUUGUUGAACAAGAAAAUAAAGAGUCAGAUAGUUCAGAAAAUUAUGAAAGUACUUUGUCAACAUUCAGUAGUACCCAGCUUACUACGGAAUCUACAACCAUUGUUUCACAGCUAAAAGACAUAAAUAAUGCUGACAACAUAGAAAAAUUUAAAAGUGCAAAAGAAAAACUUAAAGCACAUUUAAAGAAUAUCAUAGAUGAUAUUCUUGAAUUGCAAAAUGAAGGCAAAUCUCAACAGAAUAGAGCAAACUUGCAUGACUUACUGCCAUGUUUAAGUAAUAUGUUAAAUAAAGACAACAAUACACAAGUAAAAAAUAGGUUAACACCGUUGGAAAAUAUUAAAAAGCUAAUCGAUACCAUGAAGUUAGAGUUUAGAUCUUCAGGUACACGUAGAAGCAAUUCUCCUAUUAUGAGAACAGCAUCAUCUAGAGUGUGGGAAAGGGUAAUCAAAAAUAUAAACGACUUACGAAGGAUUCCUACUCGGAGAUUAGGUGCUAUUGAACCUUCCAUUAAGUCUUUUGAAGAUCUAAGAUUGAUAUUGAAAAAUGUUGAAGCAUCUAGCAACUCUUACAAAAAUUUUGCUUUAUUGUCAAACGUACCACCCCACAAAAGAUUAAUGUUGUUGAAAACUUUAGAAGCAGAUGUUAAACAACAUAGGUAUAUUUUAGAGGCUAUAAAAAGUUCAUUUAAUGCAAUAGAACAAUUUUCAGCUGAAAAUCGUAAAGAAGUUGAAGAAUUUAUAGAAAACACUAGAACAAAUACUGAUAUAAGCAAUAGAGUAUUAUUAUCUUUGAGAAACAAUGCAGAUCUAAUGAUUAUGAAGUCUGACGCCGAAUUAUUGAAAAAACCAUACUACCCAAAAAGAAGUGAAAGACUCUCGUCAGGAUUGUUACCGGAUGCUGCAAGAUAUUCAACACAUAACACACAUAGUGAAAAUAUUAAAGUAAAAAAGGAGCAAGUUGUUAAUCAGCUUAUGAUAAACCGAAUCCAGUUGUACCUCAAACUAAAAGAAGACGAAGGUACUGAUUUAGCAUCGGACAUAAAUUACAAAAUGGGAAAGAGGGCGGUGUUUCUCCUUCGCAAUGGAAACAGCAGUCUCGGCAAACAGUUAUAUGAAUUGUUGAUUCCAAACAAUAUAAUUGAAGAACAAAGGAACUCAAGAUCAUCAAGAAGAAAUGGUAUAAAUCUAAAUAAGCCAUUUAUAUAUAACCUCCAGGAGCCUCUGUUAAAUAUCAAUAAUCACAGUAGAAGGAUUCAGCCAAGAACUCAAGAUCAAUUAUUUAAACAACUGGCUAAUUUAAGUAAAUUUAAUUAUGAUACUAUUUAA